CCUGUUUAUCAAAUUUGGGGCGUCCCCAUCCUUCCAGCCAUCGUCGAAUCUUCAAAUUUUCCCUCACUUUCUCUCCGUUUCUCUCUCUCGACACACACAUAUAACAUAACACACACAUAUAUAUCAAUUUGCUUCUUCUCACUUCUCUCUGUCUCUCUCUUCACUGUCUUCCAUAAGUGAAUGCAGUAAUAGCAAAGGAAAAUGGGGAUGAAACACCGAUCGCGAGCAAUUUAUCUCACAGAGGAAAUCGAUUAAUCUAUUCUAAAGUGGUUUGUGUUUCUGGGAUAAACUUGAGUCUGCAAGUGGAUUUCUCAAACUUACUUCCCAGGCAAAGUUUAGUGAGACCUUGAUCAGGUUUUUGCUUUUUGCCACUGAUGAUGGAAACUCAAAGCCACUCAGAAGAUACCGGGCAAAGAAUUAUGCUUCCACCACCAGCUGGAACUUUUGAAGAUCGUGAAGUUCUUAUCAAACAUGUUCGUGACUUUGGCGCUAACCAAGGAUAUGUGGUGACAAUUAAGAAGUCUAGGAAGGAUAGAAGAGUUAUACUUGGUUGUGACAGAGGAGGUGUUUAUCGCAAUAGGCGUAAGAUUGAAGAAAGCAAGCGCAAAAGGAAAGCAUGUUCACGCCUUAUUAAUUGUCCUUUUGAAGCCAUAGGUAAGAAGGAAGAUGACGCAUGGGUACUUACAAUAAAAAAUGGUGAACACAACCAUGAACCUCUAAGAGACAUGUCUGAGCAUCCUUAUAGUCGUCGUUUUACUGAGGAUGAGGUCAGGCAAAUUAAACAAAUGACUGAAGCUGGCAUAAAGCCACGCCAAGUUCUUAAGGCUCUCAAGCAAAGUAAUCCAGAGCUUCAGUCAACACCAAGGCAUUUGUACAACCUCAAAGCUAAGAUCCGUCAAGGACAUAUACCAGAGAAAAAUUUUAAUUCAUGGAGACCUAAUAGAUCUGUUCCUAUAAGUACAUCUGCCGAGGCAUAUGCACAACAGAACUGUCCGCUGAAGGUUCCGAAUCUUAUUGGAGGGAAAUUUGUGGAUUCACAAGCGUGUGCAAUCGUUGAUGUUAUAAAUCCUGCUACACAAGAGGUUGUUUCUCAAGUGCCUUUAACUACAUAUGAAGAGUUCAAAGCUGCAGUUAGUGCAGCCAAACAAGCUUUUCCUUCAUGGAGAAACACAUCUGUUACUACUCGUCAGCGUAUUAUGUUCAAGCUCCAAGAGCUCAUCCAUAGGGAUAUCGAUAAGCUUGCCAUGAACAUUGCUAUAGAGCAGGGGAAGACGAUGGAUGGUGCCAAAGGUGACGUCCUCCGUGGUUUAGAGGUGGUUGAACAUGCUUGUGGAAUGGCAACUCUGCAAAUGGGGGAGUUUGUUCCAAACGCAUUUAGUGGAAUUGAUACGUAUUGCAUUAGAGAACCACUUGGUGUUUGUGCAGGGAUAUGUCCCUUUAACUUUCCGGCAAUGAUUUCAUUAUGGAUGUUCCCCAUUGCAGUUACAUGUGGCAAUACAUUUAUUCUGAAGCCGUCUGAGAAAAAUCCAGGGGCUUCAAUGAUACUUGCAGCAUUAGCAAUGGAGGCUGGUUUACCCGAUGGGGUCUUAAAUAUUGUUCAUGGCACCAAUGAGAUUGUGAACCAUAUUUGUGAUGAUGAUGAUAUAAAAGCUGUAUCAUUUGUUGGUUCAAAUACAGCUGGCAUGCACAUAUAUGCCAGGGCAGCAGCUGGAGGCAAACGUGUUCAGUCCAAUAUGGGAGCCAAAAAUCAUGCUGUUAUCAUGCCUGAUGCAAGUGCUGAUGCUACUCUGGAUGCUUUGGUUGCUGCUGGUUUUGGUGCUGCUGGACAGAGGUGCAUGGCUCUCAGCACUGCUGUUUUUGUUGGAGGUUCCAUCCCAUGGGAAGAAGAACUUGCAGACUGUGCCAAAGCACUUAAAGUAAAUGCAGGAACAGAGUCUGGUGCAGAUGUUGGACCAGUUAUUAGUAAAGAGGCAAAGGAUCGAAUAUGUAGAUUAGUUCAGAGUGGUGUUGAAAGUGGUGCGAGACUUGUUCUUGAUGGGAGAAACAUUGUGGUUCCAGGGUAUGAGCAUGGAAACUUUGUGGGUCCUACUAUCUUAUGCGAUGUUACAACCAACAUGGAGUGCUACAAGGAAGAAAUCUUUGGACCAGUUCUCCUUUGUAUGCGGGCUGACAGCCUAGAAGAGGCCGUAACUAUUGUUAAUAGAAACAAGCAUGGAAAUGGAGCUUCCAUAUUCACCACAUCUGGUGUAACUGCAAGGAAGUUUCAGAAUGAAGUUGAGGCAGGGCUGGUUGGGAUAAAUGUCCCUGUUCCAAUUCCAUUGCCAUUCUCCUCAUUCAAUGGAUCCAAAGCGUCUUUUGCUGGUGAUCUCAAUUUCUGUGGGAAGGCAGGGGUACAAUUUUACACGCAGAUAAAAACGGUGGCACAACAGUGGAAUGACUUACCAAGCCGAAGAGUCACACGACCUCUCCCUCCAACAUCUGAGACAGAAAUUACUAGUCGAGGAGUGUCCCUACUGCAGCCUAUAACAUCCGAUAGCGAUUUACCUAGCCGAGAAGUCUCUUCAGCAUCUGAGAGGGAUUUACCAAGCCGUAAUGUCUCACUGCCCUUGCCUCCAACAUCUGAAAGGGAUUUGCCAAACCAAGGAGUGAUGCCAUCGAUGCAUCCAGCAAUGGAUAGGGGGUUACUUAACCAGGGUGUGUCACUAAGUGUGAUUUCAACAUCUGAGCGGGAUUCAGCAGACCAGGAGAUGUCACUAACUAUGCCUCCAGCAAGUGAGAGGGAUUUACCAGGACAAGGAGUGUCAUUUUCCAUGCCUCAAACAUCUGAGAGGAUCAAUGUACCUCAAACGUCACAGUGGGAUGAACCUCUACCAGUAACAUCUCUAAGGAAGGAAACCAUUCUGCCAACUUCUGAAAGGAUUUCUUUGCCAUCAACAUCUAAUGAUAACAUCGCUCCAACAUUUCAAAUGAUGGACAGUGGUGUGGCUCCAACUUCUGAGAGGGUAUACAUGCCUACAUCUCGCAGGAAUGACAUUAUGGGUCCAAUGUCUCGCAGAAAUGACAGUAUGGUACCAACAACUCAAAAGACUGAAACCAAUGGAUGUCCAACUUCCGAGAGAGUAUAUAUUCCUCCAAUAUCUCACAGGAAUGAAAAUGUCAACCCAACGUCUCAAAACUCGGUCAUGCACCCAAGCUCCGAGAGGUUAUACUUGCCGACAUCUCUCAGGAAUGACAGUAUAGGUCUAAUGUCUUUGAGGACUGACACUCCUAUUCAUCCAGCUUCUGAGAGGAUGUACCUGUCAACAACGUCAUACAGGAAUGACAACAUGGUUCCGUCACAAAGGACUGCUUCUAUGACUCCAAAUGCUGAGAAGAUGUAUAUGCGUUCAGCAAUGCAGAGGAAUGACCGUAUGCCACCAACAUCUGAGAGGUUAUACGUUCCUAUAAAUCUUCAGAGGAUGUAUGCUCAAACCCCAAUAGUAUCAAUGGAUGAAUAUCCUGGCCAAGGAGUGUCGCUGACUUUGCCAACAUCUAAGAGGUCAUGAGAUUCAACUCAUAGGCUAUUUAGUUUUUUCUUUUUCUUUUUCUUUUCUUAUCUAAGGAAGUAUUCAGCCCUUCUGUUUCUUUUUGGUAAAUAAUUAGGGAACUCUAGUCGGUGAACUUACAAA
Molecule: messenger RNA, 3668 nt
Organism: Cornus florida
Lineage: Eukaryota; Viridiplantae; Streptophyta; Magnoliopsida; Cornales; Cornaceae
Product: methylmalonate-semialdehyde dehydrogenase [acylating], mitochondrial-like
Exons: 21
Coding region: 375-3545 (1056 amino acids)
Biological process (GO): L-valine catabolic process; thymine catabolic process
Cellular component (GO): mitochondrion
Molecular function (GO): malonate-semialdehyde dehydrogenase (acetylating, [NAD(P)+]) activity; methylmalonate-semialdehyde dehydrogenase (acylating, NAD+) activity
Source: RefSeq, a predicted model, not a curated record